AUGGGUCAAACCACAGGAAAAUUAAUCACCUAUACAACUCCAACCGGUUGUCCCGUAGAACAAUAUGAUGAUGAUGAUGAAGUCUGGGACACUUUUCAUUCAGCAAAAGAUACGCCCGAGACUUCGGAAACUCAGCACUCCCAGUGCAAUGUAAACGAAACUGGUGAAGAAGGAGAGAAUUACACGUGGCAUCUGACAAUCAAAGAGGUCCCGGUGUUGUUGGGACAUCCUGAACCACUCGUAGAGGAUCCCAUUGAAAGAAUCGAACUGCAACAAGGUUUAUUGAAAAAGGAGUGUGACUCCGACAGACCCCGAUCAAGUACCCUUAUCAAAAAACAUGACGGUGAGUGA
This is a messenger RNA of Echinostoma caproni, 351 nucleotides long. The record is from the annotation of a GenBank genome assembly. Lineage: Eukaryota; Metazoa; Platyhelminthes; Trematoda; Plagiorchiida; Echinostomatidae.